Messenger RNA from Suillus subalutaceus, 540 nucleotides. RefSeq lists its product as uncharacterized. The record is from RefSeq and is a predicted model, not a curated record. NCBI's taxonomy places the organism in Eukaryota, Fungi, Basidiomycota, Agaricomycetes, Boletales, Suillaceae. The transcript has 6 exons. The coding region runs from base 104 to 358 and encodes 84 amino acids.
UCUUCAUCCUCAUAGUGUACAGGACUUGUAAACUAGAGGUUUGCUGCGGUUGUCUUUAGUCACCAGGAGAAAUAUCAUUGAUAUCAUAUUUCACGAUGGUGCGAUGUACUUCGGAGCGAUGACACUUGUUAACAUACCGAACAUAUUGACAUACUACUCUGGUUCGGUUACUAUCAGAGGCGGUCUUGCAACAUUGACAAGCUGCUUGUCCGUUACUCUGAUCUCUCGUCUGAUGCUUAAUCUACACCAAUCUAUCGAUACUGGCAUUUGCUCCAUCUCUGCCCGGGACGAAGGUCCCAGCCUCGCUGUCUUUACCACCAGAAUUAAUGUACAGUCCGCGAUUUCCUCUCACGAUUAGCAGGCUGGCAUUGGACUCUAUUUCUGGAUGCGAAGAUGCGGAGAUACUUGAUGGGAGUGUAAAACUGUUCUUGUAAUCAUUUUCUUGAAUGCAGGGGCGGACGACGCUGCACCCGCGCUAGAGCUACGCGUCCUUAGAUGCAAUCUCAUCUUUGGGCGUAGAUAGUAUGUUCAUUAUGCUAU